AUGGCUUUUAACAAGAAAUAUGCUGGUCUUCCGGAUCUGGACCCUGCUCCAGAUAUCUAUGAGACCCCUGACCUGACCGACGAAGCGUCCACUCUCCCAACUGCCACAAUUCGCACAGACUCCGAUCAUGAUGACAUUGGCUCAAGCCCCGAUAUUGACCGCGGAGGUGUUAACGCCGACAAAGCACGCGCUCAUUUUAUGGGCGCUGCGGUCGACGCUCGCGAUACAAAUUUCUCUGACAGUAUCUCCAUGAAACGACAAGCAUACCGAACCAAGGAUAAGAGUCAGCAUCGACGACGAAGACGCCAGGACGGUACCGAAGAGGUCGGCGACUUGAGCGACAGUGGGGACGAGUCGGUCGAACGGCGCCUCGCUCGUUUGCGACGAGAGGUGGAGGAUUUGAAAGUGGAGAUGGCAAAUAAAGCUUCCGAUCAGAAGACAGUCGUGGAGAGUGGAUCAGGUGCUCCUGCCUCGGAGCCAUCUCAGGCAGAUGAAGAACUAGGCGAUGGUGUUGCCGAGUUGAGCCGCGCCUUGGAUAAUCUGCAUGCUUCCUCGCGAGGCGCAUCGAACACAUCUUACUCGGCUGCCGCUGUGCUCGUUCAGAAACUUAGCUUAGAGUUAUCUGCACCAAAACCGGAUACUCAGAAGCAACAGCACCAAGAAUUAAAGCCCGAGGACGCCGGAUCAUCAGCUGUUGUAGCUUUAGCGCCAACUGGUAUUAUCUCUCAUGCCGCUGCUUUUGAAAGCCGACUAGCGCUCCUUGAAGCUUCAAUGGGAAUCUCAAGUUCUUCGAAUCCUUUCAUUGGAGACGCACUCAGCGACCCUGCUCUUCAGCCUGUUCUCCCGGCCCUAGACCAAUUGACCUCCCGAAUCGGCGCCCUGACCGGUCUCCUCGUGGGCAGCAAUCCAACAUCUGGGAUCCCAACCGCAGUCCCAGGACUGACAACGCCACAUCUUGAAGCACUUUCAUCUCGAGUCCGUAAAUUGACCACCGACGCUGAAGCACUAGCCUCGGCCCGGAGACGCGCCGCCGAUGCUGCCAAAGCAGCACAAUCAGUUCGCAUCGCUUCUUCAGGCUCAGAAGAAGCCGGCGCCGCUGCAAACAUCGAUGGAUCUCACCCCGCGGAUGACGAACAAACCGCUAAGAUCCAGGCUCUUUACGCUACCCUCCCAACUAUCCAGUCCCUACACCCUCUCUUGCCCAGCGUGCUAGAGCGUCUUCGCUCGUUGCGAGCGUGCCACGCUGGCGCCGCACAAGCCGCAGACUCUCUCAAUGAGCUAGAAAAGCGACAUGCGGAAAUGGCAUCGGAGAUUGAGCAGUGGCGUGAAGGUCUAUCAGCUGUUGAAGAGAAGAUGGGCCAGGGCGAGGCGGCACUCCGCUCGAAUGUUGAAACUGUUGAGCCUUGGGUGCGUGAACUGGAGUCGCGUAUGGCUAGGCUGGAAGGUCCACCGGGCUCAUUGUAG
Penicillium malachiteum is the source of this 1464-nucleotide messenger RNA. RefSeq lists its product as uncharacterized. Gene Ontology annotation, cellular component: dynactin complex; cytoplasm. The record is from RefSeq and is a predicted model, not a curated record. Gene Ontology annotation, biological process: mitotic spindle organization. Bases 1 to 1464 code for a protein of 487 amino acids. The transcript has 3 exons. Lineage: Eukaryota; Fungi; Ascomycota; Eurotiomycetes; Eurotiales; Aspergillaceae.